Hemibagrus wyckioides is the source of this 2092-nucleotide messenger RNA. RefSeq names its product opticin (gene optc). Bases 130 to 1107 code for a protein of 325 amino acids. Gene Ontology annotation, molecular function: protein binding. The transcript has 7 exons. The record is from RefSeq and is a predicted model, not a curated record. NCBI's taxonomy places the organism in Eukaryota, Metazoa, Chordata, Actinopteri, Siluriformes, Bagridae.
CUUCUCUAUUUGGCUCCAGUAGCCCUGUGUCUGACUGGGAGACGUUCUGCUGACCACCAGUCCUCAGACACCAGCUUUUGUUCUAACCAUCUAUACGCAUAAAAAAUAUCCAGACUCCAUGCUCAAAAGAUGGCACUGUAUCUAGUGCUUGCUGUGGCCCUGCUUGGCUCCUGUUGGGCAGCUCCUCCAGUUGAUUCAGAUCUGAUGAAUUACGAUGUUGAUGCAGACACGUGGGACCUGAACACAUAUGGAGAAACCUAUGACUAUGAUGACUUGGAGGAAGAAGUUGAUAAUGCAGGGAUUUUGUUUGAGGUUGGAACCAUGGCUCCUCCUGCAGCCAUUACUCAUCUUCCCCCUGCAGUUAUUCCUGAAAACAAAACAGAGGAAGUGACACGUCUACCACAAACCACCAAAACCACAAUCCACCCUACUCUGGACUUCCAGGGCCCUGGACUUUUUGGCCCAGACACUGGGCUGGGAAUGCCCACGUGCUUGUUGUGUGUGUGUCUCAGCGGCAGUGUGUAUUGUGACGAUGCUGAUUUGAUCAAGAUCCCCCCUCUGCCCAAAGACAUCACACACUUCUAUGCCCGCUUUAACAAGAUUACUGCAGUCAAAGCAAAGGACUUUCUUAACCUGAAUCAGCUGAAGCGAAUUGACCUAACAGGGAAUCAGAUCUCCGAGCUGGAUGAGGACACCUUCCUCACUCUCCCACAGCUCCAGGACCUAUUUUUAGCUGACAACAGAAUCCCGUCUCUGCCUGAGCUUCCAGCCACUAUGAGGCACAUCGAUGUACGCAAUAACCAUCUGACGAGUGCCGGCAUGCACAGAGAAGGCUUUAAGGAAAUGAAAGAUUUGCAGUUCCUCUACCUGUCAGACAACCGACUAGACUACAUUCCUGUCCCGCUUCCUGAGAGCCUACGAGUGCUUCACCUGCAGAACAACAACAUCCAGAGCUUGAAUGAAGACACAUUCUGCAACAGUCACGACCGAAGCUACAUACGCAAGGCUCUGGAAGACAUUAGAUUGGACGGCAACCCGAUGGAUGUGAACCAGUAUGCUCAGGCUUAUGUCUGCCUGCCAAGAGUGCCUGUGGGAAACUCACACUGAGUGUUAUUAGGGCAUAUGGCUACUCGACUGGCUCUGCUUCACUCGUAACAGGUGUUAUGAGAGUCAAUCUUUUAGAUAAUAUGGCACAUGUAAGUCUAGGUCCUAACUGACUAAUCUUUUAUUCAACUAACCACUCCAAAUGCACAAGGAAUAGAUAGGAAAUAUUCUUAGCCUAUUUACAGUAUUUCCUUUUGCUGAUUUCUAAAGAAUUACCUAAGCUCCGUAAGUGUCCUUUAGUAAUUAACCUGAUGUCUUAUAGUAGCUUACCUGAACCCAAUCUUCUAUGUCUGUAUGUUAUUUCUGGUCACGUAAUAUGUCUGAAUUCCUUGAACUGCUGCUGAAUACAUUUUUGUUUGAAUAUGUAACACAAUUUAACCUCUAGGAUGAGUGUGUUAAUAAAGCAUCAGUUUCUCACUCAGAGGCCUAACCUACUCAUGACCACAUGGUGGCAUUCCGCAUCUUUUUUGAAGGUACUCCUUAUCUCCACACAUGGAUCACGGGACAUAUAUCACAUCGUUUUACUGAGCAAUAUCAUAGAUAUUUUCCUGUAUUGUUUUAGAAAUGCAUACAACCGAACUGACAAUUCUGUUCAUUCUUCUGAGCUAUGUAUCCUCGAAUCAUUAUAUAUAUUAGAGACCGAGUUACAGGUUACAUCUAUUUUUAAAACAAUUGGCUCAUGUAGCGCAGGUGGUUGCAAGGGUUACUUAGCAACUCUCAAAUAUUUAUACUAUGACAAUCACACAGGCACAUAAUCUAAAGAUACAUGUGAACCAUUUCCAUCUUUAGGCAUUUCUCUAAUAUUUGUCUCCAGCUGUAUAUGACCAAUUACAGAAGAUUGUUCUUUUAUAUAAUAUUUUAAGUUUUAAUCUCCAAAAAAUGUUACAAAACUGUAUAUAGAAUCGUGUAACUCCUCAGAGGCUCAUUUGCAGUCCUCACUGUGUUUAUGCUUAUAUUAAACCAAUCCCAGUAUUAAUCCCAGAGACUC